Messenger RNA from Letharia columbiana, 912 nucleotides. RefSeq lists its product as uncharacterized. Bases 1 to 912 code for a protein of 303 amino acids. The transcript has 2 exons. The record is from RefSeq and is a predicted model, not a curated record. Gene Ontology annotation, biological process: retrograde vesicle-mediated transport, Golgi to endoplasmic reticulum. Lineage: Eukaryota; Fungi; Ascomycota; Lecanoromycetes; Lecanorales; Parmeliaceae.
AUGGACAGCCCAGAGCCCCAAGCUCAAGGCGGCGACGUCGAAACCCCAACGCAGCAGCAAGCUCGCCUUCGCCGCGAGCGACGUGAGGCCAAGAUCAAAGCCGGAGGUUCUGCACGAUUAGAGAAAAUCACCAACCUCUCCGGCAGACAGAAUCUACCCGAACCUCCUCCUGGCACACUCCCCACCUCUUCGCCCUCCACGCACGGCGACCCGGAAGAAGUCGAUCUCUCCACCCACCCAUCCGCAAAUCGUACCCCGAACUCGAACAAUGGUGCUCCAACGGAAGCGGAUAUACGUGCGCUCCUGCGGGGCGGGGCUCCUCAGCCUGGCGCCGAUGGUCAGCAACAGCAGGGGGAAGAGGAUCCGAUGAUGAAGAUGCUACAACAAUUCAUGGGCGGUAUGCCCGGUGCUGAAGGACCAGGAGCGGAAGGAGAAGGCGGGUUGCCGCCUGGUCUGGCGGCUAUGAUGGGGGCCGGUGGGAUGGGCAUGCCUGGCACGGGUGGGACGCAGACGAAGCAGGAGGAUACGUAUGGGUACCUGUGGAAGAUUGUGCAUGCUGUCUUUGCCUUGGUACUGGGUAUCUACGUUACGGCUACGUCGCACGCAUUUAAUGGGGAUGUCUCAAGAGGUGGCGUUGCGGGAGCUGGACACGAGGGGGGUGUCAACGUAUUUUGGCUAUUUGCAACGGCGGAACUGGUACUGCAAAGCUCGAGGUUCUUCCUGGAGAAAGGAACCGGCAGUCAGCUGGGAGGGUGGAUUGGGAUUGUGGGGAACAUGCUGCCGGAGCCGUGGAAGGGAUAUGUUAGGUUAGCAGCGAGAUACAGUGGGAUCUGGAGUACGGUCGUAGAAGAUGGAAUGGUCGUCGUUUUUGUUCUUGGGUGUGUGGCAUGGUGGAAAGGUGCGGUCGGGUAG